Amaranthus tricolor (Joseph's coat) is the source of this 1305-nucleotide messenger RNA. RefSeq lists its product as uncharacterized. The record is from RefSeq and is a predicted model, not a curated record. Gene Ontology annotation, biological process: protein transport. Bases 1 to 1305 code for a protein of 434 amino acids. The transcript has 6 exons. Lineage: Eukaryota; Viridiplantae; Streptophyta; Magnoliopsida; Caryophyllales; Amaranthaceae.
AUGUUUUGCUUCUUAUUUUCUUGGAGAAAAGCUUCCAAAUGUAAGAAAUUAAUCAAGAAAAUUCAAUGUCGUUUGAAGCUUCUUAAGAGCAAAAGAUUCGUCAUUGCAACCCAUUUUAGACAAGACAUUGCACAAUUAUGGAAGAAUGGUUAUCAACACAUUGCUUACAACAGGAUUGAUGAAUUAUGCAUGGACGAGGGUAUGAUAUUAGUGUAUGAGAUAUUGGAACAAUAUUCCAAGUUCAUAUUACUUAACCUAUCUUACAUCCGCAAACACAAAGAUCUUCCUAUCGAUGUGAAUGAGGCCAUUUCAACCCUGGUUUACGCCUCGGCGAGAUGCAGUGAUGUUCCGGAGUUAAGGCUCAUCAGGAAGCUUUUUGGAGAGCGUUAUGGUCAGAAGCUUAUUGUUGGUGCAGUUCAUUUGCACCCUGGAAACCAUGUUAACCGCCAGGUGAAAGAGAAGUUAACCCUACAAUCAGUUUCAGAAUAUGAAAGGAAUAGAAUGUUGCAUGAAAUAGUGAAAGAUUUCUUCUUCAAACCUUCUGAGUUUUUGGCACAUGAUUACAAACUAGAUUGUCAAGUGCCCCCAAAGGUUGCUGAACUAUAUGAAGUUGAUCAAGGGCAAGAAAUAUGCACUGUCAAAAAAAAUAUAUGCCCUGCAACUUCUACUAGACAUUGCAUUGUUUUGCAAUCUUCUCCCUCGAUUACCGAGAUCCGAAAGGAUGAAGAAGAAAAGUGUCACACCUUAGCGCAACACGAAGCAAGUGUGAUCGAACUAGUAGAAGAAGAAGAAAAAGAAGAAGAAAACGAACAGGUAACAGAAAAGUUUAGCUUUGAUGAUCAAGAUGAGGUACAAGAAUUUAAGACACCCAUAAAACAAGAAGUGAACUUUAUGUAUGAUCAAGAUCAAAGAUUCUUCUUGUUUGGAUUUUCUUCAUUAUGUGACACUCAAUUAGGCAGAUCAGAAUCUGGUGACAAACAGAUUGCAGAAUACAUGAAAUGUCAGGUUUAUAAUCCAAGGAAAUGUCAGAAAAAAAUUGGAUUUGUAUGUGAAGAUGAUCAUGUAAGGGAGGAAAUCCAAGAAAUGGGAUUAAGAGAAUGUAUGGAUAGUUCUUUGUUGAUGAGUAAGUUUAAGGGUUCGAGUUCGGUUUCGGUUUCGGUUUCUCCAAGUCAUGUACACCCAAAAUUGCCUGAUUAUGAUGAGAUUGAAGCUAAGUUUAAGGUGCUUAAGAUGGUUCAUCUACAAAACAAGAUUUCAGCUGAUGUAGUUGAUGGUAUCUAUAAUUUCAUGAAGUUAUUUUUUUAA